AUGAAAAGAAAAUGUAUCACUAGUGAAAAAAUAGCUAAAGACUUUGCUGAUAAAUUGACAAUGAUGGCAUCAAUGUCUAUGGUUAGCAUGACUAUUGCUUUAGCAACGGAAUUGAAAGUAUUUCAAGUACUAGCAUCUAUAUCAUCUAAAGAACAUCCUGUUACAGCGGAAGAAGUUGCAUUGGAAGGAAAUUACAAAGCAAGAUACAUUCAAGAAAUUCUUUCAACACUUGCUUGCGGUGAUAUUAUUGAGGUUACUGAAUGUGGAAGAAUGUUUUGGAUAGGAGAAGAGAAGAAAUGUAUUCUUAGUCAUCCAAAUUCUAUUGCACCAUUGACCCUUUUUCCGCAAUUACCAAUAUUUGGUAAAGUAUAUAAUGAUAUCAAGGAUGUUUGUAUGAAAGAUGGUCCACUUGGAAUGCAAUAUUCAUCUUAUGAAAACUUUUAUGCUAAUAUGUCUGCAUUCAGUGAAGCAUUACAUAAGAAACACCUUAAACCCAGUAUUGUUCCACUCUCUGAAAUGGAUGAAAAAUUAGGCAGUGAACAAAAAAUGGAAUGUCUUGAUGUAGGUUGUGGAGAUGGUUUUCAUGUCAUUGAAUUAGCCCACCUUUAUCCUAAUUCUAAUUUUACUGGAGUUGAUAUUACAAAACAUGCUAUUGAAAUUGCAGAAGAUAAAUUGACUCAUGAAAACAAUAAAUCCUUAAAAAAUGCUACAUUUAUUAAUAUGAAUGGUGCACAAUUAAAGGAAGAAUGGACUAAUAAAUUUGAUUGGAUUACAAUUUUUGAUGCUUGUCAUGAUCAAUGUAGACCAGAUUUAACUUUAAAAGAAAUUCAGAGAUGUUUAAAACCAGAUGGAAUAUUUACUAUGGUUGAAGUAAAAGGUACUUCCAAUUGCUAUAAUGAUAAAAAAUUAAAUCCAGUUGGAUCAGCACUACUUUAUGGAAUAUCUCUUUUUCAUUGCCUUCCAGUAGGUAAUAGUACAAAAGAUGCUUUAGGUCUUGGAGCUAUGUGGGGUUAUGAAAAAGCACUUAAAAUGUUAAAAGAAGCAGGAUUUUCUAAAGUUGAAAUUGUUCCAACACCAUUCCUUCCAAUUAACAUAAUGUACAAAUGUAGAAAGUAA
This is a messenger RNA of Strongyloides ratti, 1116 nucleotides long. Its product is annotated as Winged helix-turn-helix DNA-binding domain and Methyltransferase domain-containing protein. The coding region runs from base 1 to 1116 and encodes 371 amino acids. The record is from RefSeq and is a predicted model, not a curated record. The transcript has 2 exons. Lineage: Eukaryota; Metazoa; Nematoda; Chromadorea; Rhabditida; Strongyloididae.